Molecule: messenger RNA, 3206 nt
Organism: Paramuricea clavata
Lineage: Eukaryota; Metazoa; Cnidaria; Anthozoa; Malacalcyonacea; Plexauridae
Source: the annotation of a GenBank genome assembly
AUGACGAGCGGACGUGCUUGUUGCUGCUCCCAAAUUUUUGGGCUUUUAAUACUGUUGGUUAUCUGUAUUUUACAAAAUGUUGAAUACAGCGACUACUGUAACCUUAUUGACCAUCCUGGCUUGGUUAACAUAUCAUUUCAUCAAACGGGAAAGCAAUUAUGGAACUCUAAGUUACUGCCAUAUAAUCAAAAUCGCGUGUUUACUACAACCAAGGUCAAAAGAUCGAAAGGUACCAUAGUUUAUUACAGGAAUUCAACUUCAACUUUUAGACCGAUCCUGCAGCUUCUCCAUGACAUCGAGCUUAAUCCAGGACCUAACAAUUAUUCGACUAGCGAUUCAAGAACGACUAAGAAUAAUGUAAAGAUUGCACAUCUCAAUGUACGCUCAUUAAAAUGCAGAGAACAUUAUGUGCUUGUAAAAGAAACCAUCCUCGCUAAUAAGUUCGAUAUAUUUACAAUAUCAGAAACAUGGCUUGAUAAUUCUGUUACAGACGUUGAACUCGAAGUCCCUGGCUACAAACUUUACCGAGUGGAUCGAGAAAACAAAAAAGGCGGUGGUAUAUGUGUAUAUGUAUUGCAAAACUACGAAAGUGUGUUACUAAGCGAAAUCUCGUAUAUAUCUCCCACGGGACUCCAUCAACUUUGGCUAAGAAUUCAGAUUAGGAACUUAAAAUCCAUUGUGGUUUGCACGGUGUAUAGACCUCCUGAUGCCUCCGUGUCUUGUCUAGACUCAGAUCUAAUUACAAGUUACAUCUCAGCUUUAACGCUUUCCCAUCCAAUAUACAUACUGGGGGACCUAAACUGCAAUCUUUUGAAAACUGACAACCGUGACGCCAAAGCUCUUAAUACGUUCUGCCAUUCUUACAAUUUAACUCAACUUAUCAACUCACCAACCCGAGUUACUGAAGGUUCCAAAUCGCUAUUAGACGUGAUUAUUGUUUCUGAGACAAAACAAGUCCAAAAAGCAGGAGUUAUGGAAAGUUCAAUCAGUGACCAUGAUUUAGUUUACGUUGCACUUCGCCUCAAAAAGGCACGCACAAAACCUGUUUUUAUUACAACAAGGAGUUUUAAACACUUCAACUCCCAAGCAUUCAACAAUGAUGUGGCCCUAGCGCCAUGGUCUAUAGUAGAUGCUUUUGACGAUGUUGAGGACAAAUUACAAGCUUUCAACUCAUUGUUUAUAGAUAUACUUGAUAAACACGCACCGAUAAAAACGUUUAAAAUCAGAGGUCGACCUAACCCAUGUGUAACUGAGAACAUUCGGGAACUGAUGAAGACUAGAGACAGUGGAGAAAGAGAGCUAAGGAAACGAACGACCCUGAAGCUUGGAUUGAGUAUAAAAACCUGAAACACAAAGUAAGAUCUGAAAUCAGACUGGCUGAGCGUGAAUUUAUAAAGGAUCAAAUUAACAAGAAUCCAAAUAACACCAACAACAUCUGGAAAGCUAUUCGCCUUUGUAUCCCUAACAAGUCAUCCUCUCAAACGAUCUUUAGUAAAGAUGACAAAACUGUAGCGAAUGAUUUCAACCAGUUUUUUGUUUCUGUUGGUCAAAACACAGUUGAGGACAUUAAAUUGCUGGCAAACGAAUGUGGUUAUCGACGCGAUGUGUCCUUUAUUCCGAGACAAUACCCAUUGUCAGAACAGUUUUCAUUUAGAACUACUGACAGUGAAGAAAUUAGUCAAAUUAUAAGCUCAAUGUCUUCCAAUAAAGCCCCAGGAAUUGAUCAAAUUCCCAUUCGCGUAAUAAAAGACUGUCUGACAUCUAUACUGCCUACACUUACAUCUAUUGUUAAUUCCUCACUAGUUACUUCUACCUUUCCCACUGUUUGGAAAAUAGCAGAAGUAACACCCAUUCCUAAAGAUGGAGAUCAUGAACAAGCGAUCAAUAAUAGACCUAUUUCAUUAUUACCUGUAUUGUCGAAAGUCUGCGAACGAGCUGCCUAUAAUCAGCUUUCUUCCUAUUUAUUAGAAAAGGAAAGAUUAACGCAACACCAGAGUGGAAAUAAGAAAUGGCACUCCACCGAAACUUCUGUUAUUCAAACUACAGAUGCCAUCCUCAAUGCCAUAGACAAAAAGAAGCUUACUGCUACAGUCUUUUUGGACAUGAGCAAGGCGUUCGACAGCAUUGAUCAUGAAUUAUUAAUAUCUAAAUUGGAAGAUGUUGGAGUCUCCAAUAUGACACUUCUUUGGUUUCGCAGUUAUCUUUCAAACAGAAAACAAGUUGUAAAGAUCCACUCAACUAAAUCAGAACUUCUUCCUGUGGUCAGUGGUGUACCCCAGGGAAGCAUUCUCGGCCCUCUUUUGUUUAGCAUAUAUGUUAAUGACUUGCCAUCCGUUCCAGAGAAAUGUAAAUCUAACAGUUAUGUGGACGACACAAAACUUAGCGUUUCCUUCCAUCUACAAAACAAGCAAGGUGCCAUUGAAGAUAUGAAUGAGGAUCUUUUGAAAGUGCGAAACUGGUGUUUCAACAACCUUCUCUUAUUAAAUCCAAAAAAGACAAAGCUCAUGGUUUUCGGAAGUAGACACAAAUUAGCGGACCUAAAUGAGUUUAGCCUAUCCCUACUUGGGAAAAAUAUAUUCCCUUCCGAAACAGUGAAAGAUCUAGGAGUUACUCUUGACCCUCUCCUUUCUUAUGACGAACACAUAACUAAGACGAUCUCUUCGUGUAUGUCCCGCCUCGGUCAGAUAAAUCGUGUUAAGCAUGUACUGGACAGGCAAACACUUAUCACUGUAAUAAACGCUCUUGUCUUCAGCAAGUUAUUUUACUGUUCGAAUGUUUGGGCCAAUACAACUGGCAAAAACAUAAACAAAUUACAAUCUGUACAGAACUUUGCCUGUCGUAUCGUUAGCGGAGCACGAAAGUAUGAUCAUGUUACACCACUUUUAAAAGAAUUAAGAUGGCUUCCUGUGGCAACUCAGUUGUACUAUCGUAGCGCCACUAUGGCUUUUAAGUGCAUGACGGGCUGUGUCCCAGCUUAUAUUUCAUCCCAAUUUAUAAAGCGUCAGGAAGUAUCUAACCAUUAUACUAGGAAUUCACAACAACUUAAUAUUCCGUUAUUUAAAACGGCAACAGGUCAACGGACAUUUUAUUACAAGAUUGUUAGUCUAUGGAAUUCUUUAGACUCUUCUUUAAAACUUUGUGAAUCAGUUGAUUCUUUUAAACGUCGUUUGAAGACGAAGUUAUUGCAUGAGUUUUUGAGCAACUAG